This is a messenger RNA of Paramecium primaurelia, 335 nucleotides long. The record is from the annotation of a GenBank genome assembly. Lineage: Eukaryota; Ciliophora; Oligohymenophorea; Peniculida; Parameciidae.
AUGGAAUACAAGCUAUACAAUUAAGUCCAGUUGGGUCAAGUAGUAUACAAUUAACUUAAAUUUCCUUUACUUCUAAAUAAAAUUUUAGAAUAACAAUUACUUUGACAAAUGCCAUCUUUGAAAUGAAAUCCUGGAUCGCAUUAACUGCAUUUUGUAUUAUAUAAUAUUUCAACGAUACUCUCAUAAGACACAUAUUUAUCUUAAUAGUUAAUGGGACAAUUUUAAUCAUAAGAAAAACACUUUUAGAGACCUUCUUAUUUUAAAUAUAAUGCUAGAAAAAAUCCUUAACUGCAACUUAGACACUAAAAUCCUACUACACCGGGUAUAGACUGAGC